Molecule: messenger RNA, 1425 nt
Organism: Rhodofomes roseus
Lineage: Eukaryota; Fungi; Basidiomycota; Agaricomycetes; Polyporales; Fomitopsidaceae
Product: Clavaminate synthase-like protein
Exons: 3
Coding region: 1-1425 (474 amino acids)
Molecular function (GO): 2-oxoglutarate-dependent dioxygenase activity
Source: RefSeq, a predicted model, not a curated record
AUGACCAUUCAACUUGAACAUAUCAAGCCACAUACCUCGGCGCAGGACUUCUUCGCACAAUACGUCUCACUACGGAAGCCGGUAAUCAUCGACGGCCUUCCAGACGAUCCAUCCUUCGCGGCUCAAAAAUGGUCUUCAGACCUUGAUUACCUCUCCUCGAAAGCGGGUGACACCAAGGUGCUCGUCGAGCCCAUGCACCCGACCACCCAACAGUUUGGCACGGACGUCCAACGGGUCUCGAUGCCGUUCCGCGAGUUCCUUCAGUCGCUCAAGAACGAGAAGGGCCCCUACCACUAUCUGACAACGCAGUAUUCUGGAGAGGAGUGGGACGCGCUGACCGUGUUCUCGCCGCCGACGGACGCGUUGAGAGACGAGUUCCCUGAGGUCCCGCGGCUCAUAGGAAACCUGUAUCUGCAGCAGGCGAACCUCUGGUUGGGGAAGUCGAAAGACGGGUCGUCAUCAGGACUGCACCACGACUUCCACGACAACUUGUACUGCUUGCUCAAGGGCCGCAAGCGCUUUGUGCUCUUCCCACCCCAUGAGCACGAACAUCUCUAUCCGCACGGAACUGUGCACACACUUCACAAAAACGGCGUCAUCGCGUAUGAUAAGAUGCUUCGCGCAGACGGACUGGACUACCGAGUCGCACUCCGCACGCGCAUCGCCGUUCUAAAGAAGCAGCUGGACGCAAUGGAAGCCAGCGGCGCCAAGACAAAAGGAAAAGGAAAGGCGAAGGCGGCAACGAAGGAGAGGAAGGCCUUGGAGAGGGAGUACCUCAGCUUGCGAGAGGAGCUAGAGGAGCUGGCGGAGGACGAGCAGUAUGGGUUCCCGCUCGACGAUGACGAGGACGACAUAGAGCGUGUCGACGAUGGGAGUGACCUCGGUUCGCUCGCUGGAGACUUGGACGGUCAAGACGACUACGAGGCGUUGAUGGGGGAGGAUGGGUUGGACGGAGACGAACGGUCUAUCACUGGCGAAGACCGAAGCGGGGAGGCAGCGGAGGACCCUCCUUCGUUCUCUUGCAUUCCAACGGCCUUCCUGCACAAGCAGCUUGACUUGCCGACAACCGCUAUCGCCCUGUCUGAUUCAUCUCCUGCGGACUUCCUCAAGCUCGCGAAAGCGAGCCCACCGUACGUCGUCGAGCUGUCCGCAGGCCAAAUGCUGUACCUUCCCGCUUCGUGGUGGCACGAAGUCACGUCCUCGUCGGAUGGCGAGGAAGACGUGCACAUGGCGUUGAACUGGUGGUUCUACCCGCCGGAUGCGGAUAGCUUCGAAGAGCCAUACGAAGACAAGGCUGUCUGGGAAUACCUCCGGGAGAGCAGGCGCAAAGACGGUGUGGCGAGGAUCGGGGACCCGGCUGCUGAUCCAGGAAAGAGAAAGCGCGAUGACGGCAGUGAGCUACCAGUCAAGAAGGCAAAGAAAUAG